CGCUUGAUUGUAAAAUAAUAAAUGUACUUAAAAAAUAAAUGAAUACCAUGUUUAUUUUGUAUAAAAUAAAUAAAAAAUCAUGCAUGUAUUCAUGUAAAAGAUUAGCGACAUCUACGACAAAUAUUUUGGUUAAAGAAAAUUUACCUGCCACUGCAUACAGACCAGAAAUUGUUGAAAAAAACAAAUAUGAUAAAUGGGAAAAUGCAGGAUUGUUCGAAGCCGAAAAUUGUAGUAACAAAAAUAAUUUUAGUAUAAUAUUACCGCCGCCUAACGUAACAGGGAAAUUGCAUUUAGGUCAUGCAUUAGCAUGCACGAUACAAGACGUAAUAGUUAGAAGAAAAAGAUCAUUAGGCUACAAUGUCUUAUGGCUCCCUGGAACAGAUCAUGCAGGAAUCGCUACACAGAGCAUUGUUGAAAAAUACUUAAAAAGUAAAGAAAACAUAAAUCGCUACGACAUUGGACGUGAAAAAUUUAUAGAAGAGGUAUGGAAAUGGCGGGAGAAACAUGGAGAUAGUAUUACAGAACAGCUUCGAACCUUGGGCUGUUCACUUGACUGGUCCCGACAAGUUUUUACAAUGGAUCCUAAACACACCAAGGCAGUGAACACAGCAUUCAUUCAAUUAUUCCAUAAAAAUCUUAUUUAUAGAAAAAAAGCACUAGUUAAUUGGUGCAAUGCAUUAAAAUCUACUGUGUCAGAUAUUGAAGUGGAAAAUGUACCAAUAAAUGAACCUAGUGAUUUGAGUCUGCCAAAUUAUAUAAAGCCUGUUAGGUUUGGAUUGAUAUAUGAUUUUGCGUAUAAAGUUUAUGACAGCACUGAGGAAAUAAUUGUGUCUACAACAAUGCCAGAGACGAUGCUGGGAGAUGUAGCAGUAGCUGUACAUCCAGAAGACAAAAGAUACCAACAUUUGGAAGGUAAAAGGGUUAUACAUCCAUUCAGAACGAAUGAAACAAUACCAAUUAUAUUCGAUAAAUUCGUUGAUCGGGAAUUUGGUACAGGGGCUGUCAAAAUCACACCCGCACAUAGUAAAGUAGAUUAUGAAGUUGCUAAACAACACAAUUUGCCUUUACUCCAAGUUAUAAAUGUGGAAGGAUUGAUAGAAAACACGGAAAUAUUUCAAGGACUCAAACGCUAUGACUGUAGGUCCAUAUUAGUCCACAAAUUAAAUGAGUUAGGUCUCAUGAAGGAGAUCAAACCACACAUAAUGACAUUACCGAUAUGCAGUCGAUCAGGAAACGUAAUUGAUCAUUUACCUAAAGAACAAUGGUUCUUAUCUUGCACCGAAUUGAAUAAAAAGGCCAGAGAGUGUGUUGAAAAUCGUAAAUUGAAAAUAAUACCCGAAAAUUUCAUUCAAAAUUGGUUUAAUUGGACCGAUGAUGGUAGAGAUUGGUGCAUUUCGCGACAGCUAUGGUGGGGACAUCAAAUACCAGCUUACAUGUGCAGUGUUGAUGAACAGCUGACUUGGGUAGCUGCUACCGAUGAAAGCUCUGCCAAACAGCAGGCUUCUAAACAUUUUAAUACUUUACCUGAUUUGAUUAAAGUAGAAAGAGAUACAGAUGUCUUAGACACCUGGUUCUCAUCGGGAAUUUAUCCUUUCGCAGCUUUAGGCUGGCCUGAUCAUGAUUUUAGUAGAGACUAUACGGAAUUCUACCCUUUAAGUCUGUUAGCUACGGGUCACGACAUCCUUGGGUUUUGGGUGCACAGAAUGGUGAUAUUAGGCCUUGAAUUAACAGGCAAAGUUCCGUUCGAAAAAGUUCUGUUGCACGGUAUUGUUUGCGACAACAAAGGCGCUAAAAUGUCUAAAAGCCGCGGAAACGUCAUAGACCCCAUUGACGUAAUCGAGGGGAUAAGCCUUGACGACCUCAAAAAGAAAAGCGAAGAGAUGCACAAAAGUGGUAUUCUCAAUAAGGAUGAACUUAAAAAAGCAUAUUCGUAUCACAAAGCUAAUUUUUCAGCUACCAAUGGCAUUCCAGAAUGCGGGGUAGACGCAUUAAGGUUCACUUUACUAUCGCAAGACAUAAAAUCGCAUUUCGUCAAUUUCGAUGUCAGCUAUUGUCACUCGAACAAAUUAUUUUGUAAUAAGAUAUGGCAAAGUAUCAAAUACACUCAGUUGUCGUACGCUAAAUUGAAAGUGAUAGAUUCUGAAAUAACAAAACAGGAUUUGACUUUUUUUGAUAGAUGGAUUCUGAGUAGAUUGGCCAAUAUGGUCCAAAAAGUCAACGAUACAAUGGAUUCAUAUGAUUUUCAAGUGGCGACAAAAGCUAUCAGAACAUUGAUUUACAAUGAGUUUUGCGAUAUUUAUUUGGAGGCGUCGAAACCGGGAUUCGAGAAUGAUAAUGUUAGAAUCGGCUACGCUCACGCGCACACGUUGUCCGCAGUCUUGAACACGUCUCUGAGGUGUUUAUACCCCUUCAUGGUUUACAUAACACAAGAGUUAAUACCAACGAUACCGGAUUUCGAAAGGAAUGUAAUAAUAAAUUUCAAAGACGCAUCCGAAAAAUUUCUAUCAUUUCCAAAAACUGAAGAUUACGUGGAAUGGAAAAACGAAAUUAUUGAAGAGCAAGCCGAAAAGAUAUUGAACGCGGUUAACUUAAUACGCGAAUUGAAAGGUCUAUACAGUAUUACGAAUAAAGUUCGACCUAUAAUUAAUGUGAGAACGGAUAAUGAAAAUCUAAUAGAAGCUAUGAAAGAUAAUGUUGAUAUUAUAACACAUCUGACACGCGCGAAAGGUUUAACAUUCAAUGGUAAAGAUGACAAAACUUACGUCAAAGGAAUCCUGGAUUUGAAUACAGAAAUAUACGUGGAAUUAGUGGGGGACGAUAUAGAGAAUGCUAUAACAAAUGCGAAAAAUAAAUUGGAGAAACGAAUAAAGAAAUUAGAAGACUCUUUGAAUAAUAUGGAAGAAAAAUAUUCGAAUAGUAAUUAUUUAACGACAAUACCGGAAUGGACGCAAGUCCGCGAUCACGAAAAAUUGAUGGCCAAAAGGAAAGAACUCAAGGAAUUACAGAGGCUGAUCUAGAAUAUCUUUAAAUAUAAAGUUAAACAAAUAUAGUUAUCAGUUCAAUUU
Messenger RNA from Bombyx mandarina (wild silkworm), 3065 nucleotides. RefSeq names its product Valyl-tRNA synthetase, mitochondrial (gene ValRS-m). Lineage: Eukaryota; Metazoa; Arthropoda; Insecta; Lepidoptera; Bombycidae. The record is from RefSeq and is a predicted model, not a curated record.